AUGUGCCUAUACUUGCAUAUAGUUCUUGGGAGAGUUCAAGUUGCGGUGAGAUUACGACCUCGAAAUGCAGAAGAGUUGGUCGCUGAUGCUGAUUUCGCUGAUUGCGUAGAGUUAAAACUUCAAAGAAACAACUGUGAUUCUAAUACCUAUGAGUUUGAUGAGAUUCUUACAGAAUUUGCAUCACAAAAGCGGUCAUUUUACAUGGUUGGUGGCAUUGAAAAGGUCAUUGCCAAGGCGGAGAAGAUUGCCAAGGAGUCUGCUGCUUAA
Ilex paraguariensis (yerba mate) is the source of this 267-nucleotide messenger RNA. The record is from the annotation of a GenBank genome assembly. Lineage: Eukaryota; Viridiplantae; Streptophyta; Magnoliopsida; Aquifoliales; Aquifoliaceae.